Molecule: messenger RNA, 2510 nt
Organism: Orbicella faveolata
Lineage: Eukaryota; Metazoa; Cnidaria; Anthozoa; Scleractinia; Merulinidae
Biological process (GO): calcium ion transmembrane transport; regulation of cytosolic calcium ion concentration
Cellular component (GO): plasma membrane; cation channel complex
Molecular function (GO): store-operated calcium channel activity; inositol 1,4,5 trisphosphate binding
Source: RefSeq, a predicted model, not a curated record
AUGUUGAGAGGAAAAUCUUUGUACAUGUGUUGUAUCAUUACGUCGUGAUAUCACCAAAGAGACAUCAUGACGUCAUGUUAUUGCACGAACUGUACCUAAUAUUUGGAACAGUACCAGCUUGUGAUAUUUCAAAAUUGUUCAAACAACAGCUGUUGAAACAGGUCGUGUUAGAAGGUGUCAAGAUAUCAAAGAUAUCAAGAUAUCGUGAUGUCAUGAUUUUAUAAUAUCAUGAUAUCAAGCAGAUACCACAAUCAUGAUAUCUACUUUUGAACGUGAUGGCCCGCCAUAAAGGCGUGCAAGAUGCGUAAUCGAUUUAUUUCCUUUAGUCUUACAUAAACAAUUCAGUAAGUAAACGAUCAUACAUUUUCCUCAUGCAAAAAUUUAGGUUUGCGUAAUUGCGGUAAAGUAUACAACUCAAGAUGGAAAUAUUCCAACCAAUUUAAUCCGGUUCACUUAUAGGGUGCCUGGCUGUUUAGAAAAGCAUAAAUACAGUAGAGUUUAUUUUCUAAGGAACUUGACAAUUUUACGCAAACAGUUGAGCAUUGAAUGAUACCGUAGCAUUGCCCACACAGAUGUGGACAGGGUUAAGACAGUGAGUAGCUCUCAUAAGAUUAUAGAGUUAUACGGUAUAGCGAUAGUAAGAGUAAGUAAGUACUUACUAUCAGAUACUGGAUAUGAUAUUUGAGUUAGAUACUUACACCGUCCUACAUCGGUUUGCACGUGUGUGCUUGCAAUUGUUGUUUUGGAAUAAUUCUGAUUUAUUUGCUGGGUAACACAAUUUAGCGGACUUGGUGUUAAAGACGUGUCGUUCAGUGAAAUGCCCUAUGAUCGUUUAAUUUUUAAAAAAAAAUCCAUUGUGUGUAUUAUACUUUGAGGGAGUUAUUGUAUUGUCUCUAGCAUCAUUUUUAUUCUACAUGUGUAUAGUUGUGAAUGAUAUUUAUUUAAUAUUCCUUCUUUAAGAAGAGAAUAUUCUCUACAUUCACCGUGGCAAAAAUGAAAUUUAAGGCUGACUUAAAUACUGACGGGAUGUACAGUCGGGGGAAGCCAGACUACAUGAUAACAGAGACUAUCGUAAAUAUCUGUACGACAUUUACAUGAUUGUCAAAGGAAAUCUAAGUAAGCAAUCUAAUUAGUCCAGGGCCCCUCUGGAUAUCAGCCUCGUCGCUAAAUGGGCCACCCUGGCUGAAUGAAGUUUACCUUUACCUUUACCUGAGCACAGAUCUAGAACAAAGGGAACGAUUUCAUAAUCUCUGCCACUCUGGGAGAAGGCUUUCUUUCUGAGAAUAUACUGAGCCCCUGCACGUCCAAGAACUUCUUGACACCGGAGUGACUAGGAUCAUGGGCAGCAAUACGCCACUUAUUCCAGCGGAGAGCCCUAGCGGAUCAAUGGCAAAGAUGCAAGUAAACAUUGAGAUGGACCAUGUAACCAAGGAAGAGGAUCAUCCAAAACUUAGAUUUGUACAGCCCAAUAGGAAAGUAGGAAACGAUAAUGGCGACGGGGUCAGCGACAGCGACGACGACAGCGUCGGCGAUGACAAGGGCAAUGAUGAUAACAAUGGCAAAGGCGACGUCGACGGUGAUGGUGACGAUGAUGGCAACAGGAAUGGUCAUGCCAAUGCUCAUGGCAAUGCAAAGGAAAGUCUAAUAAAAAUCAUAGAAAGAGGAAAUGUUGAUGAGAUCAAACAGGAACUGACACCAAAAGCUAUGGCAAAGUGUGGCAGAAACGCGCUACUUGUUGCAAUGGAGGUAUGUCGAGGGAAUUUAUCACAAUGUAUGGAUAUGAACAGCAAACUUACUUUUAGUUUUACAUACAGCGAUCUUUGUGUAGAAUAACCAUUUUCAACCGAACCGUUUUUAACCCAUGCAUUUACCUGGGCCGGACUGUUGAAAGCCCGGUUAAGCUUACUUAGGAUUAGAGAGAAAUUUGAUUUCAGUUCUUUAACUUUUCGUUGAGGUUUUCUCCAUGUCUAUUUUGUUUGUCCUUCAUUUUUGAGCUUGAGUAAUCUUACGCUAGACAAACCGUAAAAAAUGAAACACAGUUUUAUUUAAGACAAAUCACUACUACCUGAGUUAGUGUUAACCAGCUUUCGAACAAUUCGGCCGCGGGUGAAGAGAGACGUACCGUGUGAUUUGGAGUGAAGUGUGUUACACGGGACGAUUAUCCCGAUCGGAGCACGAACCCACGGAACCGCUCGAUCCGGUAGUCAACGCUCCUCCACUGUACAAAUAAUACAGUGUAAAACACUUUGAAUGCUUAAUUAUGAGGAAAGACGAUGGUGCUUCCAAAAACAGCUGAAUCCAAGGAUGUGAAUAAGCAUGCUAAAUUGUACAACUUUGAGUAACCGAACUUUUUUGACGAUCAAUUUUGAAUUCGCUAAUACUCGUAUACAGGCCCUCAAAUGAUCCCGGCCCGCAAAUGACCCCCAAAUUGUACGGCAAAUGAUCCCAGGACUGAAACUUAUUCCACCGCAAAAAGUUAGGAAUGAGGUGGACUCCAUGAAAAGUCUAUG